AUGUCUUCCUCUGGAGGUGCCCAACGUCACCAGCCGAAUGGCUUAAAUCUCACCCACUUCGCCUCUACGGACGACGAAUUGUUCAAUCCAAACCAGGGUGGGCAAGGUUACAGAUCCGCGCCCGAUUUUCGCUACCAAAGCCCAGACCAUCAGCAGCAGCAACAGCUUGAGAACCUUAGACAAAGCGCCUCACCCCAGUUCCAUACCUCUACGCUUCCACUUAACGAGAACUGGAGAGAUCAGAGCACUGUUCAAAGCUUUGGAGACUUUGCUUUAUUCCCAGCCCAGGAUAACAACUUGUACGGCGAUUACGAUAACAAAGAGGCCGUUUCGGGAAGCAUUAACCCAGCCGAAUUGAUGAAUUCUCAACACCCCCACUCGCAGCAUAACACUCCCCCGCUCCUUCUCAACCAGCAAACGUCCCAGCCCGAUUCUGCUGGUAUACUAUCCGCAUCAACUGGUUUCAACCAGUGGGAAAAUGUCUAUGCUCACAACGAGGAGUCCUCUUGGAGCCAUCGUAAGGCCCCAAGUGAAUACUCGGACAUUUCUUCAGCUGCCAACAGCCCAUACAUGAGGAACCAUGAAUUCUCAGAGCACCCUUCACCACUUCUCCAGGGAACCCACAUCCCUCAAGGAUCUAUGCAGGAAUUCCUAAAUUCUGGAGCUAGCCCCGGAGAUGCCUUUGGAUUAGAGCAGUUUACACUGUCUGAACGUGACGUCUCGCCACAUGUAUCCCCCAGAAUCAGCCCUGCCCCGGGCCACCAUAGCAGUGCCAAUAGUCCUUACAUGCUACCUCAGAAUAACCAGCUUUUGGGUUUUGUUCCGCCAAUGGGCUUAUCACAAGAUAUGAACAGCUUCCAAGAAUCACCUCGUUUGAAUGGGCUCGGACUUGAUAGAGCAACCGAGGAUGGCUUUGCCCCACAGAUUAAUGUUAUCUUCGCUCCCCCACAGAGACAGCCCACUUUCCCUGGUAAACCAGGAGCCACCCAUGAUGAUAGUGCUCUAAGACCUCCACCUAAAAAUGCGACAAGAAAAAGAGCCAAGUCCGACCCAUACACGGGCACCUCAUCUCUUAGUGCUGCUAUCCCCAUUACCAGGCCCAUCUCCCCGGGCGCUGCUAGCCCUGUAGGCGGGCGCUCUAGAGGAAACUCACUCAGUCCUUCAGAUGCCGUCAUAGCGCCUGUCGGUAGCCCAGGUAGCGUCACUUCCAAUGCGUCCUCGAAGCUCUCUCGCAGGUCCUCCACAAACUCGGUACCGCCCAACAGGGACUAUUUCCUAGGCCUCGCCAUGCCCGGGCGGCCAGGUACAAACGCAAGCGAUAAACGAGUCCAAAAGCACCCCGCCACCUUCCAGUGUAACCUAUGUCCGAAGCGCUUCACGCGAGCCUACAAUCUGCGCUCGCAUCUGCGUACGCAUACAGAUGAGCGACCGUUUGUAUGCACGGUGUGCGGGAAGGCCUUUGCGCGCCAGCACGACCGAAAACGUCACGAGGGCCUCCACUCGGGCGAGAAGAAGUUUGUGUGUCGCGGUAACCUUAAGCCUGGCGGCGUGUGGGGGUGUGGAAGAAGGUUUGCACGUGCCGAUGCGCUGGGACGCCACUUCCGCAGUGAGGCGGGCAGGGUUUGUAUACGGCCGCUACUAGAGGAGGAGAGCGCCGAGAGGGCGCGCAACCAGAUGAUGGCGCAGGGGCAGAUGAUGGACCCGACUAUGGGCCCCAUGUCGCACGAUGCGCACGGGAUGGGCAUGGGGAUGGAUCAUACUAUGAUGUUCCCCACUGCGCUUAUUGAGCAGUACCCUGCGCUGGCGAAUAUGGAGUGGGGAGCGCUGCAGCCAGGAGAGCAAGAUAAUGAUGAUUUAGCAGACACUGGAAGUGGUAUGGAUGAUGGCCAUAGAAGUAGUUUUGAAAAUAGCGGUAGCGAGUGGGACGAAGGGGGUGUGAGCGGUGGCUCCGCCAUGGGAAGUCAUAGGAAUAGCUACGAUGGUAGUCGUGGUGACUGGAGUGGUAACGAGGAAUGGGCCAGUGAUACCGGUGAUGGAUAUAGGAGGUAA
Molecule: messenger RNA, 2049 nt
Organism: Morchella importuna
Lineage: Eukaryota; Fungi; Ascomycota; Pezizomycetes; Pezizales; Morchellaceae
Exons: 2
Coding region: 1-2049 (682 amino acids)
Biological process (GO): regulation of DNA-templated transcription
Molecular function (GO): DNA-binding transcription factor activity, RNA polymerase II-specific; RNA polymerase II cis-regulatory region sequence-specific DNA binding
Source: RefSeq, a predicted model, not a curated record